CGAGGACUAAAAAAAGCAGAUUUUACAGCUAAAGAAUAAAAAUAUGCAAAUAUGAAGACCAAAAGAGCUGAUUUUAUAUUAUAUGGGCUUUAAAAUUGCAGAAAACGCAAAAUAUAAGGGACUAUUUUGAUAUUUAAAAACCAAAAACAGAAACAAAACAUAAGAACAUGUCCAUAUUCCGAGUGCUCGAAGCCUUAAACCCUAAAACCUCGUCCCGCGUCCAAAAACCCCGCCUUUCUCCGCCGUCGCCGGCUCCUCAUCGCCGGAGAUGGUGAAGGCCUACCUCCGCUACGAGCCGGCCCUCGCCUUCGGAGUGAUCACCUCCACGGAGUCCAACAUCACCUACGAUUCCACCGGCUCCUUCCUCCUCUCCGCGGCUCUUGAUUCCCUUGCGAUCUGGAACUAUCGCCAGGGCAUCCUCUCCAAGCUCCUCUCAUCCUCUCCUCGCCCUUCACACUCCCUUGCUGUCACCUCCAUUGCCGCCUCCUCCUCCGGCUCCAUUGCGACCGGCCACGCUGAUGGUAGUGUCAGACUAUGGGACGUAGCGGAGGGAUGUUGUGUUGCCACGCUCAAUGGACAUAGAUCGGCGGUCACUGCGCUUAGGUUUAAUAAGCAGGGAUCGAUGCUUGCGUCUGGGAGCAAGGAUUGUGAUAUUAUUUUGUGGGAUGCUGUUUCGGAGGCUGGGCUUUUUCGGCUUCAAGGGCAUCGCGAUCAGGUCACAGAUCUCGUCUUCUUGGAUUCGGGAAAGAAACUGGUGAGUUGCUCAAAGGACAAGUUUGCAAGAGUCUGGGAUCUUGAUACCCAACAUUGUAUGCAGAUAGUAAGUGGACAGAACAGUGAGAUUUGGUCACUGGAUGUUGAUCCAGAAGAGAGGUAUUUGGUUAUUGGAUCAGCGGACAAGGAACUCCAUUUUUACCAGAUUAAGCUUGAUGCUGAAGUGGGUGAGGAUUCGAAUAAAUGGGACGUUCUGAAGCAGUUUGGAGAGAUUCAAAGGAAGAGUGAAGACCGGGUAGCAACUGUGAGGUUUAAUAAAACUGGCAGUCUUCUUGCAUGCCAGGUUGCGGGGAAGACAGUGGAGGUAUACCGAGUUUUAAGUGAUGCUGAAGCUAAGCACAAGGCUAAAAGGAGGAUUCGAAGAAAGAAAGAAAAGGUUGUGGCCAAAGCAGAAACUGAUGAGAAUACAAAUGGAAACGCGGAGACCCAACAGCUUGUUGUUAUAGUGUCUGAUGUCUUUAAACUCCUUCAUAUUUUAAGGGCAAGCAAGAAAAUUUCCUCAAUUGCUUUUUGUCCUGUUACAAGUAAAGGUAGCCUUGCCACUCUAUCACUCUCUUUGAACAAUAACAUGUUGGAAACUCAUCUAGUUGAUGAUAGCAAGAUUACUAAAACCCAUGCGAUUGAGCUCCAUGGGCACCGGUCUGAUAUCAGGAGUUUAUCUCUAAGCUCUGACAAUACCCUUUUGAUGUCAACUAGCCACAAUGCUGUAAAGAUUUGGAAUCCAAGUACUGGUUCUUGCCUUCGUACUGUUGAUUCUGGGUAUGGUUUGUGCAGUGCCUUUGUACCUACAAACCGGCAUGCACUUGUUGGAACAAAGAAUGGUACCUUAGAAGUUAUUGACGUAGGAAGUGGGACCUGCAUAGAAAUGGUAGAAGCUCAUGCUGGUGCUGUUCGAUCCGUUGUAAAUUGUCCUGAUGGGAGUGGGUUUGUCACUGGCAGUGCUGACCAUGAUGUUAAGUUCUGGGAGUAUCAGUUAUUGGAGGACUCUAAACAACUGACUGUUGCAAAUACGAGAACUUUAAAAAUGAAUGAUGAUGUUCUUGCAAUAUCUCUCAGCCCUGAUGGCAAGUAUGUUGCAGUUGCACUACUGGAUUGCACAAUCAAGGUUUUCUUCAUGGACACCUUGAAAUUUUUUCUUUCUUUGUAUGGCCACAAGCUUCCUGUGCUUUGUACUGAUAUAUCUUCCGAUGGAGCUCUGAUAGUUAGUGGUUCUGCAGACAAAAAUAUGAAGAUUUGGGGAUUGGAUUUUGGUGAUUGCCAUAAAUCUAUUUUUGCUCAUAAUGACAGUGUCAUGGCUGUCCAGUUUGUCCACAAUACGCAUUAUGUGUUCAGUGUGGGGAAAGAUCGCCUUGUGAAAUAUUGGGAUGCUGACAAGUUUGAGUUACUUCUCACUCUUGAGGGGCAUCAUGCUGAAGUGUGGUGUCUUGCUAUCAGCAAUCGUGGUGAUUUUAUUGUUACAGGAUCACAUGAUCGAUCCAUUCGCCGCUGGGAUCGCACUGAAGAGCCCUUUUUUAUUGAGGAAGAAAGAGAGAAACGGCUGGAGCAAAUGUUUGAAUCUGAUAUGGACUAUUCAAAUGAUAGGUACGCACCAAGAGAGGAUCUUCCCGAGGAGGGAUCUGUUGGUCUGCCUGGAAAGAAGACUCAAGAAACUCUUACUGCAGCAGAUUCAAUUCUUGAGGCAAUAGACAUAGCUGAAGAAGAACUAAAACGUAUCGAGCAACACAAGGAGGAUGUAAAAAAUGGAGCAACUUCUCAGUUUCAGCCAAAUAUAAUGAUGCGGGGGCUCUCACCAUCUGAUUAUGUUAUCAAUGCGAUCUCCUCGGUUCACACCAAUGAUUUGGAGCAGACUCUGCUGUCUUUACCAUUCACGGACGCAUUGAAGCUUUUAUCGUACAUGAAGGAUUGGGCUACCAGAUCUGACAAGGUUGAGCUUGUGUGCAAGGUCAAUGCCAUUCUUCUUCAAACACAUCAUAAUCAGUUGACCGCCACGCCUUCCGCAAAACACACAUUGACUGUUCUAAAGGACAUUCUUCCAAAGAAAGCUAUGGGAUUCAAGAACACUAUCGGCGUCAACAAUGCAUCAAUGGAGUAUAUAAAGGAACUUAUGUCUAUGAGAUCCGAUGCUCCCUUCCGGGAUGCAAAGGCGAAGCUUUUGGAAAUUCGUUUAAAGCAGUCCAAGCACGAUGGCCGGAAAGACGGCCCCAGCAAAAGAAAGAAGAAGAAACUCAAGGUUUCAAGUGAGAACAAAUGACCAAGUUUAAGCACAGUUUUUGGUAAAAAGGUUAAACAAGAAACUCUACGGUUCCAGUGAAGAUAAUGGAAGUGAAAGUUACUGAUAAAGGGUAAAAAGAAGAAACCCUAGGUUUCUAGUGAGAUUAGUUGAAGAUCAUGUAACAUUAAUUUUGUUUAUUUUCUCAGCAAGUGGUUAUUUAAUAUUUAAAAUUUUUGACAUUUUCUUUGGUUUUUUAGUAUUGUUUUUGUUGAUGUGAUAACCUAUAUUUGUUUAUUAGCAAAAAGUAAAAGUUUUUCUUGAGAUUA
Molecule: messenger RNA, 3312 nt
Organism: Dioscorea cayenensis subsp. rotundata (Guinea yam)
Lineage: Eukaryota; Viridiplantae; Streptophyta; Magnoliopsida; Dioscoreales; Dioscoreaceae
Product: WD repeat-containing protein 3
Biological process (GO): maturation of SSU-rRNA
Cellular component (GO): Pwp2p-containing subcomplex of 90S preribosome; small-subunit processome
Molecular function (GO): snoRNA binding; protein binding
Source: RefSeq, a predicted model, not a curated record